Pecten maximus is the source of this 3983-nucleotide messenger RNA. Its product is annotated as toll-like receptor 1. Gene Ontology annotation, cellular component: membrane. The record is from RefSeq and is a predicted model, not a curated record. NCBI's taxonomy places the organism in Eukaryota, Metazoa, Mollusca, Bivalvia, Pectinida, Pectinidae. The coding region runs from base 247 to 2697 and encodes 816 amino acids. Gene Ontology annotation, biological process: toll-like receptor signaling pathway; immune response. Gene Ontology annotation, molecular function: transmembrane signaling receptor activity; protein binding. The transcript is spliced from 2 exons.
ACCUGUAACUAGAGGGUGGAUUAUAUAGACUAUUACAGGGACAUGCUCUGAAACAUUGACUAUUGUUAUCAAGCUCUGAAACAUUGGAUUAUUGUUAUCAAUGUAAUCAACUUGUGAGGAUCCUGGACAGACGGUUUUAACAAUGACUUUGUGAAAAAAACGCCUUUUGAUUUUAAGUCGUGACGUCACACUACCAUUUGUGUAUAUAGAGCUGUUUACUUCCUGAAUAUAAGAUUGUACAACACAAUGGAGAACUACUUACUUUUUCUAGUAAUCUGCGUACACUGGACUGUCCAUUAUUCAGAUGGACUACCUGAUUGUUGCAGCGUGCAAAGAUUAGAAGAGACAUUUGAAGUCACCUGUCCGGGCUGUCGUCUGCAAGUCAUUCCUCAGGAUGAAGAGAAGAACACAACUUCCUUAAACCUUAUGCACAACAACGUAAAAAUCCUGCUUAAAGAGUCCUUUAUAAAUAUGCCACAUUUAGAACAUAUUGUAUUGUCCUUUAACAGUUUGUCAGUCAUUUCGACUGGCACCUUUCAUCACCUGGUCAACCUGACGUACCUUGACCUAUCACAUAAUCUCCUUGAUGGCUUCUCAUUCGAAGCAUCCGCCUUCAAUCCCCGAAAUAACCUCAAGACUCUUAUCAUGUACAGUAACAACUUCCAUUUAAGGAAGGUCUAUCCAGAACCAACGUUAUUGUCUCUUUCACAAAUUGAAACACUUCAUAUUGAUAUAUUCGACGGAUUGACUUUUGGAGAGGGAUUUUUGAAUUUAAACAAAAUGAAAACAUUGUCGUUCAAACAAAGAGGAGAGCUGUCGAUAAGAAACACAUCAUUUCAACGAUUGGAGAGUAUGGAUAUUCAUAAAUUAAGUCUUUUCUUUAAAACCGAAAAGCUAGAAAGAAAUGCAUUGCAUCCAUUUCGAAAUUUAUCUAAGUUGUGUUUGACAUCACGCCGAUACCGAGACGUUCGUGAUGUUCUGCCCCUUCUCCAUGGAUUACGAGGAAGAACGAUGGAAUCAAUUGAAAUUCUUCAUAACUAUGUUCGUAAUGAUAAUACAGUUCACUUAGAAAAUUCAGACAUCCGUUUCUUCAGCGCUAUUUGCAUUAGAAAACUUAACCUUUCUAACAAUGCAAUUGGAAGUAUUAGUAUAGAAGCCGUGUUGUCAUGGGCCAGUCGAGGCUGUAUAGAGUAUUUGGAUUUGUCGAGAAACACUUUUCAAUCACCACAAGUGUUUUUCAUUCUGAAAUUAUUUCCCUCGAUACAAUAUUUUGAUUGUUCAUAUAAAACGUCAACAUUCAUGCGAAAACGAAGAACCUUUAAAAAUCGAAAGAUUUAUCUUCCAGACAGUCUCAUUUAUCUAAACCUUAGACAUUUUAAAUUUACCUCUGACUUCGGACGUCUCGGCUUUAUUGACAAAAAUCUGAAGAUUUUGGACAUCAGUUAUCAGGAACCUCUAUUUACAUGUGGUGGACAUCGUUUUAACGGUUUAAGUCACCUUACAGAGUUCGAUAUGUCUGGAAUUGUUUGUUCAUUUCCUCAUCCUGAAAUGUUCACUGCCAUGUUAAAUCUGACAAAACUAACGGCCAGAGAGUGUCUUCUAGGCUAUAGUGGAUUAGUUCAUAACAAACUUUUUCAAGGAUUGACACGUCUUACUACUAUCGACCUUUCGUCAAACAAAAUAAGGUAUCUGAACUCGAGCACCUUUAAAGACCAGUCGGAUUCGAUGAAAAUGUUACUUCUCGCAGACAAUUUAAUUGAAAGCCUUCCGAUUCAAAGUCUGGUUCGCCUGAAGGUAUUAGAAUUGCUCGAUAUCAGAAAUAACCUUAUUGCUUCUUUAACCUAUUCAGAAAUUACUCUUCUUGAAAAUUAUAGAUCGGUGUCAGAGAGGUUCAGAGUAAAACUUGCAGGAAAUCCAGUCUUGUGUGACUGUAACAGCCUGGACUUCCUUUCUUGGAUAGCCACGACACAGGUUAUAUAUGACAAAGAUGAUAUCGUAUGUAUAAACAGCCACAUGAAAAUUGUCGAGAUGCUUGAAACAUUUCACGAUUUUAGAAUUGACUGUACAUCUCAGUUUUGGCUGAUCAUUUCUAUCAGUCUCACAGUGAUUUUCCUCGUGUUGGGAAUCAUGUUCCGAUUGGCUUGGCGAUACAGUGUGAAUUUACGCUUUUGGUGCCGACAUCAAGUAGAACACGAGACGCCGCCAUAUGAUAUCUUCAUUUCAUACUGCAGAGAAGAUUGUCGAUGGAUACGGAAAUCAUUUACUACAUGGCUAGAACAACACGAUAUCAGAUAUAGCGCCGAAGAUAAAACUUUUGAAACGGGACUAGAUAUUUGUGAUAAUAUUAUGAGAGCGAUUGAUGAUUCGUAUCAAACUUUAUUUGUAGUAAGCUGUAAAUUCCUUGAAUACGAAUGGCAAACAUUCGCUAUGAAAGUAGCAAGUAGAUACUCAUUUCGUGAAGGAAGAGAACGCAUGAAUAUCAUUAUCCUAUUAGAUGAUAUGAAGCGGAGCGAAUUUCCAAAACUCAUCCGAGAAAACUGGGACAUCAUACGCCCUUUACAAUGGCCAGAUGAGCAUAACACUGAUAAAACAAGACUCCGUACAGCAAGGAAGCUAUUUUGGGAAAAGUUGUUAAAACGCGUUCGGAAAGGAAAUAAACGACUAGCUUCAUCUAUUAAUUCCGAGUCAACAGUAUAGGCGUUUGUAUAUUAUAUUGUCACUUGUAUCUUCAAUAGAAAUACUAACCAACAUUACACGCGGUUGAAGUUAUAACAAUAGAAAAGUGUUCCGAAUUUGUUAAUGCUGAAAAUAAGAAGAAGUGGGAAAGAGGCUACGAGUGAUUUAAAUGAACACAUACAUGGGUCUUGGACACCAAUUUAAAUUGAUCUAAGGCCUGUUGGUAACAUACGUAUUAGUGGUAUUGAUGUUUGUUUAGCAACUUUUUUGUUUACAUGUAUUUCAUUCUGUCUUCAAUUUUCUUAGAAAGAGUUUACGCGAAACCAAUACAAAUAAUAUAGAUAAACUGUAAAUGUUUAGUCUAUGUAAAGAUUUUCUGGUAAAGCAACUCACAGACCAUUUCUAUUUCAAACAGAUAAAUUUGACUAAAACGUAAUUUUAUGAUGUUAUAAAAUUCAUGCUGGAUCGAAAAAGAAACACAAUUAGAAAAUGUCUCGUUUACAGGAAACGAUAAUAUGUUAUAGGAUGUAAUACUAGUGUAACAUUUAAACCCCGAUGAUUUUAUUACAUGAAAUAGAAAUAUUGUACAUUCACAGUGUAUUACUACAACGGUAUUACAGCUGUACUAUGACUACCAAGUAAAUGGGUACUAUGCAGAGAUGAUGUCCUUAAAUUCUGUUAUAGAAUCUGGCAUUCGGGAAGUUUACAGUUUUACCUACACAAUUGUUGAUAGGUUGUGAUGACGUCAGAGGUGUCCUUAGAUUUUGGUAUACAAUCUAACAUUCAGGAAGUAUACGUCAUUAACUACACAAUUGUUGAUAAGUUGUGAUGACGUCAUGGUGUCCUAUGGUUCUGUUAUACAAUCUGACAUUCAGGAAGUACACCCCUGUACCUACACAAUUGUGGAUAAGUUGUGAUGACGUCAGGGGUGUCCUUAUAUUUUGGCGUACAAUCUAACGUUAAUAAAAUAUACAGCAUUACCUACACAAUUGUUAUUAAGUUGUGAUGACGUCAGAGGUGUCCUUAGAUUCUAUUGUACAAUCUGGCAUUCAGGAAGUAUACGUCAUUACCUACACAAUUGUUAUUAAGUUGUGUUGACGUAAGGGUGUCCUAAGAUUCUGUCGUACAAUCUGGCAUUCAGGAAGUAUAUAGCUGUAGAUAUGAAGUAAAAAGCAGCGUAAGCCUCAUCAAAUAACUGUUUUAGGUCUCUAAGAGAUAAUGGCAUGUAGUUUGAUAUUGCUAGGUUAUAUAUAGCCAUGUAAUUGAUUUUCCAUUGUUGUUAUGCCGAAUACAGCUUUCUGAUUGGU